AUGCAAUUGUACGAAGACGUGUAUAUCUUUGACUCUCUCAUUUCAGGCUAUAGACAUUAUCAGAGUAGUUUUACCUCUUACAAUCUGCUCUUUUGGCUAUAUAUAUAUCACAUUGUGGGGCUUUUCAUUAACCUUGGUCCGAUCGAGUAUCUCAUUACUAGUAAUGAAGUAUUGCAGAAAACUGGAUCCAAGAGGAGAAGUCGCAAACGCUUAAAUCUUGAAGACCUUUCUGAUGCAGAAUGCAAGAAAGGAUUCUGCUUCACUUUUCCAGAGAUAAAGCGAAUGUCUGCUUUCAUUAAUUUGGAUAAAAUUCUAUCGUUUAGACGCAGUGAGACUUAUUAUAUUAAAUUUCGAUGUGAAUUUGCCUUUGCAUUGGUUUUGUACAGAUACGCAUUCCCACGUCGAUAUUGUUCAAUGGAGAGAAUGUGGGGAAUUAACGAGAAGAACUUGGCUUGCACAGUAAACCAGUUCUCAGUUCUACUUUUUGACAUCUUUAAGCAUGGGUUUGAGUUUGACUCGCGAAAAUUCUCUGAAGAGAACUGCGAGAGUUUUUUAUGCUGCCGUGUUUGCAAAAAGCGGUAUAUACCCAAAUGUAAUUGGACUUAUCGACGGCACAAUGCAGAGGGUCUCUCGCAUAACUAUAAACGAGGAGCAGAAACACAUCCAUUGUCUGAAAUACCAGGCGAUUGCCAUCCCCGAUGGAAUCACAACAAUGACGCGAAAAUCUUUGACCAGUCAAAGACCCUGCAGAGACCUAUUGCUCAUGUGGAUCAUAUGCAGCCAGAAAAUGACCCAGAUCUCAAAUAUGCUUUAUAUGGUGACCACGCAUACAAGAAAUUGCUCAAGAUGACCGCAGAAAGGAAUGGAAUACUGCGCAAUCCUGUUAGAAACAUCAUUGUCGAUGAUUUACUAGAAUACUGCCUUGCAGUUAACAAAGAGCAUGGGAUUUUACCAAUUGUUAUUGCCUUUGGUAUACACCCUACAAAAGAAAAUGCAACCAACGAUUUAGUAGAAAGUAGCCAAAUCAUAUACGAAAGAAUAUCCUUCAAGGAACGUGCCGAUGAGACAGUACAACUGCUUUAUAGUAUUGCAAAACAAAUUUCUGUAAACGAAGUUACCUUGGAAGAACGAACAAUCGACGUUCUUUUGAAUAUGUGUUUUCAUAAAAUCAGAAAAGCACUAGAGCUUGAAGAUGUGGAAGAGCCAAGAAAACGCACAAGAGAGUAUACAAGAAGAUGGGUAUGCAUAUUUGGAAACACGCGAGACAAAGUAUCGACAUACAUCUUUGUCUGGACCUUUAGAUCUACCAGAAGAAGCAAAGAAAAAGAAAAAGGAAAACUUCUAAACAAACACUAA
Phycomyces blakesleeanus NRRL 1555(-) is the source of this 1356-nucleotide messenger RNA. RefSeq lists its product as hypothetical. The record is from RefSeq and is a predicted model, not a curated record. The transcript has 11 exons. Lineage: Eukaryota; Fungi; Mucoromycota; Mucoromycetes; Mucorales; Phycomycetaceae. Bases 1 to 1356 code for a protein of 451 amino acids.